CAGCCAGUGCUGUAAAAUGCCGCAGUAGAAUCACAUUUCGGGUAAAAACAAGUUGAAAUAACAAACGAAUUUAAAUAUUUAAGUUUCCAAAUAUUUUAAGUUACAAAUUAAAGAUAAGGAUAAGUACUACUUGUACGCUGGAGGAGAGCUUCUACAAGCAAUCCGGGAAAACCACAUAUAAUGACAAGUCCGUCGCGGGAUAUUAACGAUCUUUUUGACGAAAUUGUCCUGACCGAGGAGAAGCAAGCGCGUUUGGGCUACGAGGAGGGACUGAAAGACGGCCAGGAGCAGGGUAACGAAGAAGGCUACAAAUUGGGGUAUGCCCAGGGAGUCUCCCUAGGCGAGGAGCUCGGCAACAUCCUGGGUCAGGUGGUGGCACAGCAGCAACUGAAACACACGGACAAGGUGCGCCGCAGCUUGGAGCAGCUUCGCUCGCUCAUCGAAAAGUUUCCGCGCACCAACGAUCCGCAGGCGGAUAUAGUAGGUGCUGUGCAGGACAUUCGAUCAUCCUAUCGUCGCCUACGUGCCUUGCUGGGAUCCAGAAAAACGACUGCUGCAGCGCCUUUGGAACCCAAUUCUGCCGAGCAUAAAGACUACAGCUUCUAGCAGCAUGUCGAAAGUGGGAAUUGCGCAGUUGCAGAGGCGUCUGGAUGGUUUACUGGCAUUCCUCAAUCCUCACUGGGAUUUUGUCAAUUGCCACAUGGUGAACUACUUGACGGAAGAACACUGGAAUGCCUUUCUUUCCGAAACCCUGAAAAGUGAGAUCUCUGGCAGUGAAGAUGUGACUCUGGCUAUAGAUAACUUAUUUUGGAAAACUGAUGAAUCGGUAAGGUUUCCGGCA
This is a messenger RNA of Drosophila erecta, 841 nucleotides long. RefSeq names its product protein LTO1 homolog. Bases 181 to 606 code for a protein of 141 amino acids. The record is from RefSeq and is a predicted model, not a curated record. The transcript has a single exon. NCBI's taxonomy places the organism in Eukaryota, Metazoa, Arthropoda, Insecta, Diptera, Drosophilidae.